GCCGGGAGUGGGAAAUAAGGUGUCUCCGUUUCUCGUUUCCGGGCCGGCGGAGAAGUGGAGGAGGAGGAGGAGGAGGAAGAAGAAGAGGAGGGGAAUCAGGAGGAGAUGGCGGCGGAGCGGGGGCCGCCGGGGCUGGAGGCCCAGCGGCAGCAGGUAGAAGGGGACGGGCCUGGCCAGCCUGGUCGGGAGCGGCCCCUGCGAGCGGGAGAGAAAUGGUAUUUGCUGGAGAAUCACUGGUACCAGCAGUGGAAAGCAUAUGUGGAAUCUGGAGACCAGAACUCCAGCUCCUUCCCUGGACGGAUCAACAACGCGGAACUCUUUGAAGACUUAGAGUCGUAUCGGCUGAAGGAUAUGCUGGUGGAGUACGAGGAAUAUGUUCUGGUGCCGGAGGAGGUAUGGAACAAGCUGGUGAGCUGGUAUGGCAUUGAGCAUGAGCAGCCACCCAUCGAACGCAAGGUGGUGGACCUUCCCAGCACGCAGAAGGUGGAGGUUUACCUGGUGGAAUUGCACCUCUGCCAGCACAGUGACAUGGACACCAUGGUCGCGGCCCAGUUCAGUCGCAUGGACACUAUUGACGCAGUGCUAAAGGACGCCCGGCGCCAGUUUUCAGUUCCGGCGGAAGACGAGACGAGGCUCUGGGUGAAGAACGCUGAUGGCUCCUGUGAGAGGCUACGGAACUUGCAGAUGACUGUGUUGGAUGCCUGCCUCAGUUCAGGGCAGGUGGUGAUAAUGGAGACGAGGAGCAAAGAUGGCACUUGGCCCAGCUCUAGACCACAUACCAUGAAGAACUCAGUGGAAGAUGAGGAGCUGUAUCAGGGCCAGCCAGGGGUCUGUGGCCUCACAAAUCUGGGCAACACCUGCUUCAUGAACUCUGCUUUGCAGUGUCUUAGCAAUGUGCCCCCUCUCACUGAGUAUUUCCUCAACAAUUGCUACUUGGAGGAACUAAACUUCAGCAACCCCCUGGGUAUGAAGGGUGAAAUUGCAGAGGCCUACGCUGACCUCAUCAAGCAGCAAUGGUCUGGCCAUCACCGCUCUAUUGUGCCCCGCAUGUUCAAGACCAAAGUGGGCCACUUUGCAUCCCAGUUUCUCGGCUACCAGCAGCAUGACUCCCAGGAGCUUCUCUCCUUCCUGCUUGAUGGGUUGCAUGAGGACCUCAACCGUGUCAAGAAGAAGGAGUACGUGGAGCUGAAGGAUGCGGCCGGGCGGCCAGACGAGGAAGUAGCGGAGGAAGCCUGGCGCAACCACAAACGCCGCAAUGACUCCAUCAUUGUCGACAUCUUCCAUGGGCUCUUCAAAUCCACCCUGGUGUGCCCCAAGUGUGGCAAGGUUUCUGUGACCUUUGACCCCUUCUGCUACCUCAGUGCCCCCCUGCCUGUCAGCAAGGAGCGGGUCAUGGAGGUUUUCUUUGUGUCCAUGGACCCCUGCAAGAAGCCCGAGCAGCACAGACUGAUUGUCCCAAAGGCUGGGAAAGUGCUAGAUCUCUGCUACACCUUGUCCAAGCACACCGGGGUGCCUGCUGAGCGGAUGAUGGUGGCUGACGUGUUCAGUCACCGCUUCUACAAGAUCUAUCAGAAGGAGGAGUCUCUGAGCUGCAUCCUGGACCGGGAUGACAUCUUUGUCUAUGAGGUGUCCAUGUCCACACUGGAGGACCCAGCCACAGCGGAUGCCGUAGUAUUACCUGUGUAUCUUCGGGAGCGCACCCAGGGACGUGACUACAAUGAGAGUUACUAUGGAGUCGUCCUCUUUGGCCACCCGCUCUUGGUGUCUGUGCCACGGGAUCAGCUUUCUUGGGAUGCCCUCUACCAGCUUCUGCUGCACCGCCUCUCCCGCUACGUGAUACAACCAGACUCUGAGGAAGAGGAGGAUGAUCAGAGCGAGGAGGAAGACCUCUACAGCAAGAGACCCAAUGGGCUGAGUGAAGGGGAGGAGGAAGAAGAGGAAGAGGAGGAGACAACAGUGGAAGGCUCUACUAGCCAGGAGCCUAGCUCAGAGACAGAGGAAAACCCCUCAGAUGCAUCUCUGGGGGAGGAAGGGGCUGGUGUGCAGGGGAGGCAUAGUCCUAACACAUCUCCCCACCAGGCCCCCCGCUCCCCCUCUUCUAGCCCCAGCCCUCCUACAGCCAACCAGGCCAAACGCAAAUGCUGCCUGCCACAGAGACGACGAAAAAUGCUUUUCACCCUCCAGCCUGUCAAUUCUAACGGUACCAGUGAUCGAAUGGCUGGCCAGGACGAAGGCAGUGCGGUCUCCUUCAACUCCCAACCGUACAUCGCUAUGGACUGGGACUCUGAAAUGAAGAAGCACUACUACAAUGAGACCGAGGCGGAGGGCUAUGUCAAGCACGAUUGCAUGGGCUACAUGCUAAAAAAGAACCCGGUCAGACUGCAGGAGUGCAUCGAACUGUUCACCACUGUGGAGACACUGGAGGAAGAGAAUCCCUGGUACUGCCCCACCUGCAAAAAGCAUCAGCUGGCUACCAAGAAGCUGGACUUGUGGUCACUGCCAGAGAUCCUCAUUAUUCACCUCAAGCGCUUCUCCUAUACCAAGCACUCCCGGGAGAAACUCGACACCCUUGUGGAGUUCCCCAUCCGGGAUCUCGAUUUCUCAGACGUUAUAAUCAAGCCACGGAAAGACACUGACCCUAUGCUGUAUAAAUAUGACCUCAUUGCUGUGUCCAACCACUAUGGCAGCCUCAGAGAUGGGCAUUACACUACUUUUGCCCGGAACAAGGACAGUGGGACGUGGUUUUACUUUGAUGACAGCAGUGUCUCUUCAGUUUUAAAAGCCCAGAUUGAGUCCAAAGCUGCCUAUGUUCUCUUUUAUCAACGUCAGGACAAAAUACGCCACCCAGUUCACCCUGCUGCUGCCCCCACAAGUGCUGCUGCCACCAGAGACCAGGAGCACUACGAGCCCUGCUGUGAUUCCCAUUCCAGAGAACAAGCAAACCGGGACUUCAUGGACGUGGACUGACCUUUGCCCCACCCCGCUUUGCAACAGGAGAGGAGGGCGUCGAGAGUCGGGCACCUUCCUUUCUUCAGACUGAAGCUGGCAGCUGGAAUCUAUCCAGUGGCAACUUUCUCAGGCCUUGGAAUAGGGUUAGGACAGGGAAGUAGGACUGGAGCAAAUGGAUCCCUCGGCUGUUCCUCUGUGCUUCAAAGUGCAGGAGCCUUUCUUUGCACAUAAUUUCCCUACUUUGAAGGGGAAGGUCUGGUUUUCCCCCUUCAGGGCCAGCGUCUUGCACCAGCAUUUUGUAAGAUUUGGGGGUGGAGGGGAGUGAUCUUCUCUUCAUCUCAAAAAUGGGGAGGCAUUCUCAGGGCCAGACCUUCCAGCCGGAGCAGAAGUGAGUGCAUCAUUCCUGUGAGCCCUCGCCCAUGCUGCUCUUCUCGCCCAAUACUCUACUCUUAGCAUCAGGGUGACGGCCCUUGUUCUGCUGCAUUUUGAUCUAAGGUCCUUGCCUGUGGUUGGACGUACCCGAUUCUGUGCUCGAGCAGACCUUACAAGGGUAUUCUACAUCUCCUGAAGCCAGCCGGACACUCCCUCUAGCCCUGUCAUUGGUCACUGCAUGGAGCUGAAGAAACAGCCCCUUGUUUUCUUACCUCUCAAGUGCCUCCUUCUGCCUCUCAAUUAGAGCAAUAAUUUCUGCUGCACUUCCCACCCCUCCAGCCCCCCAUAUCUCCCCCUCUCACACCCAUCAACGCCUGAAUCCUGAACCAUACAUGAAUUUCUGGACUUUCUUCUCCCACAGUGUUCUGGUUCCAAAGUCCCCCUCCAGCUACAGUGGUGGCCAUAUUAGCUGCCAGGCUGGAACAUGCUGCUUCUGAGUCUUAGCAUCAAAGGGACAGCACUGAGCUACUUAGUCUGUGCUUAAGGCUGCCCCCUUCAUGGGGCUGGAGGAGGAACUUCACCCCUAUCGUCCAGUACCAUCAGCUGUGAGGGUUCUCCCCCCUAAGUAUUCCAAUUCCUGGGAAAGGAAGGGGUGUCAGUGUCCUGCCCUGGCCCCAGGAGUGGUAUUAGUGUUCUUCCCCCUUGCCGAGUGUCUCCCACCUCUGCCGCCGCUUCGAGGCUCAGGGAUCGUGCUGGUUUGUAAAUAGGUUUCUGUGUGCAAUGUGGGGGUGGGAUGGGGCAGAGUGGGACACGAACAGAGCACUCGCACUCUGUGCUUCUGCAGGCAGCAUUUUCUUAAGGAUUUGGGGAAGAAGAUUUCUUCACUUGACUCUUGGGGCUUUUUUCCUUUGAAGUUUUUUUUUUUUUUUUUGCAGAUGAAAAUAUUUUUGGCAUGUGGCAAAAACUGUACAUAAAAGAACUUCUCUUAAAUGGCACGUGAACUUUUU
This is a messenger RNA of Hemicordylus capensis (graceful crag lizard), 4328 nucleotides long. RefSeq names its product ubiquitin specific peptidase 11 (gene USP11). The transcript has 21 exons. NCBI's taxonomy places the organism in Eukaryota, Metazoa, Chordata, Lepidosauria, Squamata, Cordylidae. Gene Ontology annotation, biological process: protein deubiquitination. The record is from RefSeq and is a predicted model, not a curated record. The coding region runs from base 106 to 2967 and encodes 953 amino acids. Gene Ontology annotation, molecular function: cysteine-type deubiquitinase activity.